Nylanderia fulva is the source of this 2094-nucleotide messenger RNA. Lineage: Eukaryota; Metazoa; Arthropoda; Insecta; Hymenoptera; Formicidae. The record is from RefSeq and is a predicted model, not a curated record.
GCAGCUACGCGCGGAAGCUCGUCUGUGUGCGUAUCGCACUGUUUCCUGGAAAAGAUCCGAUCCUCGAAAAUUGCGUGUCCAAUCCUUCGCCUCACUUCCAUCCCCACUACGUCUUAAGUCGUGCUCCUUCUUCGUCGUCGUGACUAUACGGAGGCCAGUUCACCACCGCUCGUAUCCUUCGUACGAACGUGUAUCGAUGAUGAUGGACAGCGAAAUCAAGGAUGUCUCCAACGAAUGCAAACGCACCGUGCGACUCCUGGAGUUGUUGAAGCGCACGAAUUACGAGCUCGUGCAGGUGAACGGACAACGACGGCUGACGGCUCCGGAAGUGACUGCGGGUCAGCAGAAGCGCAACAAGGGCACCGAGGUGUUCCUGGGCCGAUUGCCGCGCGACUGCUACGAGGACGAGCUGAUGCCGCUGCUGGAACAGGUGGGCCGGCUCUUGGAGCUGCGUCUGAUGCUGGACUUCUCCGGGUCGACGCGCGGCUACGCUUUCGCGUCCUACGAGUCCUCGCGGAUCGCCCGCGAGGCCUGCGCGCGUUUCAACGGCUACGAGAUCCGUCCUGGCCACCGCAUCGGCGUGGUCAAGUCCAUGGACAACUGCCGCCUCUUCUUCGGCGGCGUCCCCAAGAACAAGACCAAGCCGGAGUUCAUGGAGGAGCUGACCAAGAUGCUGGACGACAUCACGGAUAUCUACCUGUAUCCGAGCGCGCACGAUCGCAGCCUCAACCGCGGUUUCAUCUUCGUCGAGUUCAAGGAUCAUCGGGCGGCAGCGAUGGCACGGCGUAAGCUGAUACCCGGGAAAGUGAUGCUGUGGGACCACGAGAUCGCUGUGGACUGGGCGGAUCCGGAGCCUGGAGAACCGAUGGACGAGGACAUCAUGGAAAGGGUAACGACUCUGUUCGUAAGAAAUCUUCCGCUCGACAUAUCGCAGCAAAAUGUGAGGGGAAUUUUCCACAGGCAUACGAAUGUGCCAAUAUUGAAAUUGAAGAAGAUCAAUCACUUCGCUUUCAUUCAUUAUGAAAAUCGUCAAACUGCGCAGAUUGUAAUGGACAUAAUGCAGAAACCGGGUAGCAUCGUCGAGCAGCAGGGUUGGGAGAUUUGUUGGGCGAAACCGAUCGGAACGAAGAAUUUGAAUAGACAACAACAUAUUCACGAAGCGGCAACUAAUUCAAAUUCCAUACCUGAACAAAUUCCAUAUCAAAAGACUGAAACAUCGCGCUCAAAACAAGCCAAGAAUAAGAAGGACUAUAUCAAAACGGAAAUACCAUUCGAAGACAGCAUUUACUUGGCGCAGAUGAAGAUUCUGCAAAAUUUCGUCAAGGAGAGAUUCAAUGCGACGUGCACCUUCGAUUGCAUAUCAUUGCCAGAUUCAUCCGGAUAUGUUGGCACAAUAAUUAUUCAUAAAGAUCAGAUGACUUUAUUCAAUUUUCAAGGAAAUCCGAUGGCGUCGAAGCAUAAAGCCCUGAGCGUGUUAUGCGUUAAAAUAUAUCAGUAUUUGACAAGCACGUUCCUAAAUUCUGGUACGUACAAUAUUUUGGCUUGCGUUAUAUUAAAAGCUUUUGAUUACUUCGUGCUCUAUUUGUCCGUUGAAUCAAAGGAUUUUGACAAAAUGUUUCCGCGCGAAUUAAUUUAACAACGUGAUCCAACAACGAAAAACACGUGUAACAUUCAUAAAAUUUGAGCUUUUAGUAAUAAUAAUCGAGACACAAGUGGCGUUUAUCGUAAAAUCUCGUUUGCGUUUUGUUUCCGCCUCGAAAAAUGUUUUUGCAAUACGCAAUAUAUUGCAUUUUAAUACUAUUUCACGUAUUUCUACAGCGCUACAACCAUAGUUGAACAGCAUUGCAUUCAAUCAGAAAUAGGCAUUAAUCCUGUGGUUGGUAUGCCAAUUGGAUGGCAUUCAAGGAUAGCUCAAAAUUAGAUUUAUGAUCCGUUGCUACUACAUUAUUGUCCAUUUUGUUUUGUUUUUUCUUUUUAAUUAGUCAUCGAUUGUUUAUGGAUACAAAAUUUACAAAUGCAACAGCAUCAAUAGAACUGCACAAUUGUAUUCUAUAACUAUGAUCUUAUUUUGAUUUUAUUAUUUUACUAAUGACA